AUGGACAGCAACAACGAACUGUCAGAAGACCUAAUCAGACGCCUGAGCGCUGGCGGCGGCCUGGAAGAAGUUAUUGCCAGCGAAAUCUUUGAGGAGACCAACAUAUACGAGGAUGCGAACGAUGCGGAAAAUGAGCCAGACGACAUCAUCAUUGUGCACAUGGACAUACGAGAACCGCUGAGCACACUCAAAAAACUUGUGGAGCAAAAGAUCGGCGUGGAACUGCACUACUACACAUUUUGUCUACAGGAUGCUCAGGAGCUGGAGCCGCACAAGAACCUGGUCGAUCAGUGCGUCAAAGGCGAGGGUCUGGUGCAGAUCAAUGUACAAAUCCAAACAAUACGCAAGAAGAUCAACAUUGCGGAUGUGCUGAAGCCCACGGAGGCGGCGCUGGCCACCCUGGCCAUUGAGGAGGCAGCACAGCUCAGCGCCCAGGACACGAAUAGCAGCGGCAAGAGCUCGACCAGCGAUAGUCCAAGCAAAAACAGCAAAAAGCGCAAGCACAAAGCAGAUGACGCUUACGAUGUGGAUGUGGUUACAGACGAAGACAAGGACGUGGAUGUGGAGGCGGCCAAGCCUGUGCUCAACUGGGUGUUGGAUAGCAAAUUUAAGCGCGAGCAAAUACGUCUCAAAAUACCCGAAGCAGUCAGCGAAUGGACGCCAGCGCAUGUCGCGCACUGGCUCGAGUGGGCGGUCAAAGAAUUUGAGCUGCGAGACCUCAACAUAGACGAAUGGCAUAUCACGGGCCAGGCGUUAUGUUCUAUGACGCACGAGCAAUUCAGUCGCAAACUGCCGCGUGAUCCGGGCAAUGUGUUCUGGACACACCUGCAGCUGCUCAAGGAAUGCAAUUUCGUGUCGGUAGUGCACAAACAGGCCGAGGAGCUGCGCAAACCCAAGCAGGGCAAAGCGGCAAUGAACCCUGGAAUGGAGCAGCGCAUUAUGCGCAAAUCCUUGCAGAGCGUCAAGGACAAUGACUCCUCCGAGAGCUCGACGGCGCCCCAGAGUCCAAGUCACAACAACAGCAUUGGCUCCGGCAACAAUGGCCAGGUGCAGCUGUGGCAGUUCCUGCUCGAGAUACUCACCGACAGUGAGCACACGGACAUUAUUGAAUGGGUGGGCACCGAGGGCGAGUUUAAACUAAGCGAUCCGGAUCGCGUGGCACGUCUCUGGGGUGAAAAGAAAAACAAGCCCGCCAUGAACUAUGAGAAGCUCUCACGGGCGUUGCGCUACUACUAUGAUGGCGAUAUGAUAUCCAAGGUGUCCGGCAAACGAUUCGCCUACAAGUUUGACUGUGAUCUGAAGCUCCUGAUAGGCUACGAUGCCAGCGAGCUGUCCCGCUUGGUCAACGAGCGUAAGUGGGCCGAGCAUCUGCAGGCGACGCACAAGGAAGCCAGCAACGAUGCGACAUGACAGCCGGAUAUCGGUAUCAAGGAAGAGCCCUACAUCCUGUGGAAGUACGAGGCGCCAUAACGUUGGCUUAAACUGUUAGUAAUUAGUUUAAUGGCCAGAUUAACUGUUUUGCAUUUAAAUUGUCAUAGGCACUUGAUUUUAUUGUUCACUAUGUUCAUAAUAUAUUGUUAUUCACUAAGCACUUUAA
Drosophila virilis is the source of this 1597-nucleotide messenger RNA. It is a transcript of the gene Ets97D, whose product is annotated as DNA-binding protein Ets97D. Gene Ontology annotation, molecular function: DNA-binding transcription factor activity, RNA polymerase II-specific; sequence-specific DNA binding. Lineage: Eukaryota; Metazoa; Arthropoda; Insecta; Diptera; Drosophilidae. Gene Ontology annotation, biological process: cell differentiation; regulation of transcription by RNA polymerase II. Gene Ontology annotation, cellular component: nucleus. The record is from RefSeq and is a predicted model, not a curated record.